This is a messenger RNA of Pristis pectinata (smalltooth sawfish), 4069 nucleotides long. RefSeq names its product galectin-4-like. The record is from RefSeq and is a predicted model, not a curated record. Lineage: Eukaryota; Metazoa; Chordata; Chondrichthyes; Rhinopristiformes; Pristidae. The coding region runs from base 45 to 1091 and encodes 348 amino acids. The transcript has 12 exons. Gene Ontology annotation, molecular function: carbohydrate binding.
AGCUAAAGGGCGCCCAGAGCAGAGGUAACCCGAGAGCAAACAAGAUGAUGGAACAACAACCCGUCUAUAACCCGAUUAUCCCAUUUACUGGGAGUAUACUUGGUGGACUUCAAGAUGGGAAGCUGGUGAUAAUUCAAGGCCAGGUGCCAGGACACGCCAAGAGGUUUGGGGUGGAUUUCAUGUGCGGUUGCUGUGAGAAGCCACGUUCUGACGUUGCCUUUCACUUCAACGUGCGCUACGAUGAGUCCACCGUGGUCUGCAACACGCUGGAGCGUGAACGUUGGGGAACCGAAGAGAGGAAGCCCCACAUUCCCAUCAAUGCGGGGUCAUACUUCGAGCUGAUUGUUAAAACACAGAGUUACUGUUUUCAGGUUUCUGUGAAUGGACAACACUUCCUGGAGUACAACCACAGGCUGCCCUUGGUUAGAGUGGACACCCUGAAGAUUUCAGGAGAUGUUCACGUGAAUGCCAUCACCUUCAAAAACCCAAAUGUUCCUCCAGCAUAUCCUCCUCCUGCUUACACUCCAUCUCAGGCUUUUGCUGCCUAUUCUGCAGUCAGUGUCAAUCCUGCCUUCACCAUGCCUGCCCAAUGUGGCAAAAAUAUUGCCUUGAAUGUAGUGCCUAGACAAAAAAAUAGGAACAGGCACACUCACGUCAAGAGCACAUCUACCCCAGUGACUGUGUCUAAUCCGGUUGUUCCGUACCAGGCCUACAUCGGAAGCAUCCUGCCACAGCAGCUGAUAAAGGUUAUUGGGACUGUGAAGGUCAAGUCUCACAGGUUUACCGUGAAUCUGAUAGCGAGUUAUUCCGAUAACAUUGCCCUCCACAUCAACCAAAGAUUCGACGAGAAUGCGGUGGUGCGAAAUAGCAGGAUCAACCUGAACUGGGGAACAGAGGAGCGAGGUCUGCCAUUCCUCCCUUUUAUACCUGGCCAGACGUUUGAGAUGCAGAUCCACAUUCAACCAACCUGCUACAAAGUCUUGGUGAAUGGAAGGCACCUGUUCAACUUCAACCAUAGGGUCCAGCCCCUGAACCAGAUUGAUAAACUGGAGGUCACUGGUGAUGUCACCCUUUCUCUUGUGCAGUACUAAUGUCUUAAAGUAAAUAAUCUGUUUUAUCCAGAAGAUAAAAUUAGAGUAGCAUAAUGUUCCCACAUUUCUCAUUUUUAAACUCUCUACCUUCCUUGGCGUACAUUGAUUGAUCACCCAUUUCACAAAGUCCAAAAGGAGGCCAUCUUGUUGAGUGCAGUGAAGGUCAACCCCUCUUCUGCAUGGAUACAUUAACCAUUGGCAUUGAUUCCCAUCAGGUUAGCUUUGGCUGGUGUUUACAAUGUACUAGUGUAGUUCUGUAUUAGUAAAAUAGAAUGAAACAGCUAAACGUUAUCAUGUGUUGAUAUAGAGCAAGAAGUGGGUGUAGACUUGUUUGCCACUCGACUCCCAAUUUGACACUGCUAAUGUCCCUUAAGACCAGAGAAGAGCCCAGCCAUUCUUGAGUUUUCCUCUACCCCUGAUAAUUGCACGAGGGGACACUCAUUGUAAAGUUGGGCUGCAAAAUAUACCACUCUGGGCAACCUGGUAGAUUAAAGAAAAACAACACACUAGCAGUGGACAAACCAUUGUCAGCCACCCAUUCCACAGCACAAUCUACAUUAAUCUUUGCUAAAUUCAAAUCUAGUGAAAAUGAUGUUUCAGAGUUUAGUCUAAUUUGGGAAAAGAGUGGCUGUUUCAGGGUGUUCCAACUAAGGUUUAUCCAAUAAAAAUCUGUUCAAUAUUGUGGAGGAAACACAAGGAUGAGAAUCUUCUUAUCAUAUCCCAAUGAUUAUAGAAUUGUAGAUUAGCAGAACACAGCAGAUCCUUCAGAUCAUCAGGUUCAUUCUGGGUCUUGGAAAAAGCUGUGCAAUUAGUUCCAGUCCUUUGUGCCUUCUCCGUCACCCCAAGACACAUACCACCAGUUUUUUGAUUCCAUUUCAUUUGUUUGGUCUUUUUUGCAACAUUUCAAUGUCUUCAAUUCUGCUGCCUAGUUCAGACUGUUGCCUGUUUUAUGUUUAAUCCCAGGGAUUUUCUGCAGUUGUCAAUUUGAGAUCACGGUCAGAGGGCAGUAUGUAAUAACGAGAUGAACUUCAGUCCUGGUCCAUGUUGGGCACUCAGAGUUGGUGUGAGGGAGUGAUGUACAAUACUUUGGUGGGGAGGACCAAACUUACAAUUCACACCUCUUCCAAGGGCUACUCAUGAUAAACACACUUUAGUGUGACUGUACAUCACCAGAUACUGAUACUUCUAGUGAAGUUUCAAGACACAAAUGCCAAUCAAACCACCUCUUCCCCUCACCUCUAUCUUUCAGUCCAGAUGAAGGGUUUCAACCCAAAAUUUCUACUGUCCAACUCCCUCCACAGAUGUUGCCUGACCCGCUGAGUUCCUCCAGCAGCUUGUUUUUUGUUCCGUCAUUCUUACUGUCCGUUCUCAGGGUCCUCGCUGCUACACUCACAGACCCUCAUUAUCACUACCCUGCUGACUCUUCCAGUUGAUGCUCCAUGAGCCAUGCCCCUGGUGCUCCUUUCCACCUCAGCCCUGUGCUAACUGGAACUAGUACUGUACACUAACACACCACAGCCCCCAGGAUUGUACUUCAGUGUUAGACAGCAACAGGCCUACACCCACCACUACCAUACCUGUGUUAUAGUGACAGACCCAGAACGGGGUCUUGAGCUAAAUACGGACUCCUUGGAUCUGAAUGCUGUCCCAAAACCAUGGUCAUGGGCCUCUGGUGCUUGGGUCCCGGGAUCCUGAGCCCAGUCAGGUUUCUCUUCCAGGUCCCAUCAGAGAGUGGGAAGGAUUCCAUUCCUAUGCCACAGCCUCUGAAGUUUUCCUCCUCGUCCUCCAGGCAUUUUCUCAUGGUCUCCUUUGAGAUAGAGGCCGUGGCGCUUUGCAUCUCCUGCCUGUUCCAUAGCUCAGGUUUCGAGGGGCAAGUCAUCCUUGACUCACGGUCCACGGUUUCCUUGCACCCAGAGGUACGUCUGCGUCGUAAUGACACUGUUGGCACCUGCUACAACUUUGGUUUUACAACUGGUCCAAUUGUGCCCUCUAGUGUGGCUAAGCAGGAGUACAACUGGGCAGACGCAAAACUUACAACCUACUAGCUCCCAGUACCAUUCUCUCCCCCUCCAUUGUCCCCAGUUGGCUCAAGUCUUUGAGCACAUCCUUCUCCACUCCAGAGUAAGUCUGUCUCAUCCGGGUAGACAUGCUCUGCCUGCCAUAGAAACAAUGGCACUUGUGUCUUGAAACGUCACUAAAAAUGUCAGUAUCUGGUUAUGUACAGUCACACUAGAGCGUGUUUAUCAUGGCUGCAGAUGCUGGAAUCUGGAGCAACAAACAAUCUGCAUCCUGAUGCAGGGUUUUGGAUGUAAACAUCAACAAUUCCUUUCCCCCCCACAGAUGCUGCUCGAUCCACUAAGUUCCUCCAGCAGAUUGUUUGCUGUUUGUAGCUACCCUGGACUGUUAUAAUUAUCUUGGACACCAGCUUAUCCACAUGCUGACCCACCAUCAAGUUUAGAUUCAACAGGAAAAAAGCAAUGCUCAGCUUUGUCCUUAGAAAGGUCCAAUCUUGACUCUCUAACCUUUCCACAAGAGUGGAGACCAUAAUCUCUUGAGGCAGGAGGGAUGGUAGGGAUUAGUUCUCCAAUUAAUACCUUGAAGUUAACUCAGGAGUCCAGAAUGUGAUAUUACUGCACAAAACCUUACCCUUUUGGGGAUCAAUUACCUUCAGCUGUUUUGAGGGAGGUGCUCUCCACUUACUACAUUUAGAUUAAUUGCUCGAUGUGAAUAUAUGAGAUGUGCAAAAUGAUGUUAAGUUUAUUUAGUCCUGAUUGUGGUCAGAGGUAUUCUGGCAGAGGCUGAGAUGGGCUUCAGAACACAGAUUUAACCUCUCAUCUGACAUAUGUGUUACCAAAGCAAAUCAUUGCAAUUAAUGCUUUAUGACAUUUCACUGUAAGGAGAUAACUAAGAAGCUUCUGACUGAUAAAGUGUUUUUAUGUCUUUUUCGCCGGAUGUCUUUUAAGCAAAUACAUCAUUGC